CGGCGUCGGAUAAUCAUGGUAAUUCAAAGCAAACUAAAUAUUUGUGCAAUAGCAGGUUUUCCAGACCGGGGGCGUGACGUCAGCUGUCUAAUUUGCAUACUGCGCAGUAUUUAUACCGCGCGCUCGCUGCCGGGUCAUCACUUCGCUCCUGAGCAACCAGACGUGCAUCUCUCCCCCUUCAGCUCCACGACAGUAGAACACAGACCCUCUGCAGAAAUGGCUGACAAACCUGACAUCUCUGCGGUCUCAAACUUCGACAAGACCAAGCUGAAGAAGACCGAGACUGCGGAGAAGAACACUCUGCCCACCAAAGAAACCAUCGCCCAGGAGAAAGAGGCUAAUUGAAGCGCUGUGCAUUGUACAUUCCACCAGCCCUUACUACUCUUCUGUUCAAUGUGUAUUCCAAAAGAGGUACUUAACCGCCAUGGCUGUCAAGCCACCACCCCACUAACUCUGCGCGCUGCACAGUAGGGAAGUGUGGCUUUCCGCCAUGUCGUCUGUCGCUGUGGACGCAUCUCUCAAGUGUGGCGGUUGGAGACGACGUGUCAUUAAACAACCCGAGGGGCCCGCCACUUCCCUAUGAUUUGUAACCCUUCUGGCCACUUGUAAAUGCUCACAUGCCAAGCAGUCUUUUUGUAAGAAAAUCUGGAAUGCACAAGCUUGUUAAAUAUGCAAAAUAAAAAUGUAAACUGAC
Cyclopterus lumpus (lumpfish) is the source of this 694-nucleotide messenger RNA. RefSeq names its product thymosin beta 4 X-linked (gene tmsb4x). Gene Ontology annotation, cellular component: cytoplasm. Gene Ontology annotation, molecular function: actin monomer binding. Bases 16 to 345 code for a protein of 109 amino acids. The record is from RefSeq and is a predicted model, not a curated record. NCBI's taxonomy places the organism in Eukaryota, Metazoa, Chordata, Actinopteri, Perciformes, Cyclopteridae. The transcript is spliced from 3 exons. Gene Ontology annotation, biological process: regulation of cell migration; actin filament organization.